This is a messenger RNA of Epithele typhae, 345 nucleotides long. RefSeq lists its product as uncharacterized. NCBI's taxonomy places the organism in Eukaryota, Fungi, Basidiomycota, Agaricomycetes, Polyporales, Epitheliaceae. The record is from RefSeq and is a predicted model, not a curated record. The transcript has 4 exons. The coding region runs from base 1 to 345 and encodes 114 amino acids.
AUGGCGCUGACUCCGCGAGCAGAGGGGAACUGCCCCAACGCGUACGCGUACGCGUUCGACGAAUCGAGCGGCACGGCUCUGUGGACGUGCGACUCCGGCCUGAACGCCGACUACACCCUCACUUUCUGCCCCGUCAACUCGCCGCUCGUUCCACGCAGGUCGACCAACGCAGUGAUCAAUCCUAGCGCAAGCGGCAGUAGCACUCCAAGUGGAGCGUCCGGCUCGGGCGCAACAGUCAGCCCUUCAGAUGCAGCGCGACCCGGCAACGACGCAACGAGGCAAACGCUAGCGUUGCCGUGGUUGUGCGCCGUCGGAGUGAUCAUACUCGGCCUGGUUGCAUUCUGA